Molecule: messenger RNA, 3186 nt
Organism: Homarus americanus (American lobster)
Lineage: Eukaryota; Metazoa; Arthropoda; Malacostraca; Decapoda; Nephropidae
Product: guanine nucleotide-binding protein subunit alpha-11-like
Exons: 2
Coding region: 843-1967 (374 amino acids)
Biological process (GO): adenylate cyclase-modulating G protein-coupled receptor signaling pathway
Cellular component (GO): heterotrimeric G-protein complex
Molecular function (GO): GTPase activity; G-protein beta/gamma-subunit complex binding; G protein-coupled receptor binding
Source: RefSeq, a predicted model, not a curated record
CUGAUACUCUGGAUCGUAAAGGUUGGACAUCGUGGCAAAAAGUAGUUUCUGUAUUGUGACCGACAGACAGCGUAGCAUCAAGGACAUCCACACAUACACACACACACAUGUUACAGCACCGUCUUUACUCAUUGUAUAUAUAUUUGGUUGUGAAUAUUUCAUUGUAAUAGACUCAGAAGAUCAUUUGGUAAUAUAACAGGAGCGUUGUCUGCAACGUUUUAUUUAGAAUAAUUACCAAGUGAAAUGUCAGGCGAGUUAACUAUUGCACCCACUAUUAGUGUUGCCAAAGUGAAAAAAUUGUAAGUAAAACUAAUUAUGGCUAAUAUUGAGAAACCUGCAAUGUCCGACUCUACGAAGUGAAACGGAUGUAUUUUACGAAGUUGCAAUUAAAGGAAACAGCGUAAGUUAUGGUAGAAAGUUGAAGCAAGGGAACUAAAGGAGGAUAUUAUCAUACAUCAGGGUGGCCGUCUUGGGCGGUCAGAGUGGUUUUGUCGUCAACGUGAUCACAGUGUGGUAAGACGGCGCUGGCUGCUCCGCCUGCCUCCACCUGCUGCUCCCUACAACCCACUCCUAUCUCUCCCUCACUGUGGAAUAGUUCAGAGGAAACCCGAGAGUGCUCCUGUGAUGGGUGACAGCGAAAGGGGUUUGGAUUACUCGGUGUGGGGGAGUUGAAGUCUUGCAGCCACGGAGGAGAGGCACCAUCUUUGUUUGCCUGCACCGAGUCACGACCAGUGUGGAGAUUGUGGCAGCUUGGGUGUUGAGGGAGUGUAGCGUUGCCUGGGUAGUGAGUGACACAGGUGACGGCAGCCCCCACACAAGGGCUCCCCCACACAGCGUCGGUCAUGGCGUGCCCACUGUCGUGUUACUGUGGACUAAUGUGUCGUUGUGGGUGUAUCCCCUCACCAGAGGUGCCCUCCAUGACGUCAGGCGGGUCGCUGGGGCCAGAUACACACCGCAGCCACACUGUUUAUGUUUUGUUGCUCGGGGCGGCGGAGACUGGCAAGUCCACCAUUAUGAGGCAAAUGAAAAUCAUCGACAGUGGUGGAAUGUCGCCAGCCUCGCUACGCUCCUACACGCGGCACGUACUCAACAAUGUUCUCACGUGCGUCACGCGGCUGAUAGCUGCCGUCCAGGAAGCUGCUAUUCCUUGGGGCUCGCCUGAGGCCGCCCAUGCCGCCCACACCUUGGCUGCGGUGACACCCCCAGACUGGGGAUUAACAGAAGAGGACGACAAGCCCGCGCUGAUGCCCCAGGACCACGCUCACCUCAUGCGUGUCUUGUGGGAAGACAUAGCGGCCCAAGAGUGUUGGCAGCGGGCCAACGAGUUUAAUCUGCCAGAUAGUACUGCCUACUACCUGUCAGCCACAGAUCGCCUGGCGAAGCAGCCGUACUUACCCACACAGGAGGACGUGUUGCAACUACGCAUCCCGACUCGCGCUGCCACUGUCUUCGACUUCCACGACAGAAAUUGGACCUUUCGUAUAACGGACGUGGGGGGUCAACGCGGUGAGAGGAGGAGAUGGCUUCGUCUGUUUGAUGAGGUCAACGCCAUCAUCUUUUUGGCUGCGUUGAGUGAGUACGACCAGACGUGGAGUCAGGAGGAAGAGGGUGGUAUGAACAGACUGGAGCUGUCGAUGCAACUCUUCCGCGAGACUCUAAAAUAUCCGGGUUUCUGCAGAACCAGCAUUAUCUUGUUCCUCAAUAAGACAGACGUAUUGCAGAAAAAGAUCAGCAGGUCUGACCUGAGCAAAUAUUUCCCAGACUACACAGGACCUCGAGGGGACGCGCGCGCCGCCACAGACUACAUAAGGAACCGCUUUGAGACCGUCUCCAAGAACCGAGACCACGUCUUCCCCCACGAAACGUGUGCCACAGAUACUAACAAGACGAGGUUCGUCUUCGCUGCUGUCAGAGAAAGUAUUUUGUGGGAUAACAUAAGUCUUUUCAUGGAUCCUUUCCACACUUGACGUCUAUUAUUGAUCUUUGGCGUCUGUUCUCAGUGGUUGAGAUAAAUGUGAACUAGUCUCGGUGAAAUAUUCCGUCAUGGAAGAAUCCUGGCCCACUGCCCCGCACUCCUCUCUGUAAACGACUUGGUUCUUGUCCUGUGAUUACUACCUGUUGUGUUGUGCGAACUUGUUACUUAUGUGUUGAAAGGUUAAAGUACAAGUUCUUUAAUACUGUGCAAUAUGUCUAGCAGGUGUUGUGACCCUCUAGGAAUAGUGUUGUGAGUUAAAGAAGGUGAAGCUUGAAAAGGUUUGCAGUAGGAAUUGAGGAAGUAAGUGUAAUGUUGGCAGUGAGAUGUGAUGCUGUGGAGGACACUGCCCACAGCGAGAGAUGAUGAAAAAGAUAUAUUGAUGUAAAAGAACUAGUUAGUGAAACAGGAAGUGUUUGAGUUGACGUCAACCGGUACAAAAAGUUGUAAUGAUGUGAGCAUCCCUUUAAAAGUGAUUCGAUUAAUUCAUACGAGACGUAGUGUGUCUUAGGUCAGUGGACAGUCGAGUGCAGAUCAGUGGUGUUGAUCAAGUUAGCAAUGAUAUUCUUGGUGGUAUAUUUAAGAGCAUUGUUGUAAUUGUCAUGGGUUCUUGUUUUGAAUACCGACUUUAUGUGGUGCUGGCAGCUAACUCUAAACCGUCAACUGUGUGUGUGUGUGUGUGUGUGUGUGUGAGCAGGUAUACAUGAGGAGCAGCAGCGGGGUGUUGAUAAGAUGGGUACAGCCUCAGCAUUACCUUUAUCUUCGCUUCAAUAAUCCGACAAAUUUUAUUUAAUUAUUCCAAAUCUAUUUUUCCCAGGCGUUAAGUCAGUCUUCAGAUGAUAUCCUUUACAGUUCGUAUCCAUCUCAUUGUUGUAUGUUAACUGAAUUGUAUACAUACUAUCUCAUACUGUACAUUUCUUUACCGUCUAUUAGCAUUUGUGUUCACUACUGUACUGCCUCUAUAGCUAUCCAGUGUUAUGUUGAAUUCACCAGGACGUGUGGAACAAUUGUCUGGUCACCCUGAAGAAUGUACUGUAUUAGCGAUGGUGAUUCGGUGUAACGAUGGUGGUACACUAACUAUGGUGAUUCGGUGUAACGAUGGUGGUACACUAACGAUGGUGAUUCAUUGUAACGAUAAUGAUUUACAGUAGAGGUGACGUGUGGGAUGGCGGGAGAAAGGUGAUGACGAGGUACAUCACGUUCUUUGUAGUGUG